UUCCUAUAUAACUAGGCGAGCAGUGUACGACGAGCUGUCAAACAUCCAAGCUUAAGUACUCCUCUCUUUCUUUCAUUUGGCUCACGACGAAUCCGUCCCAACGCUGAGGAAGCAAGAGAUCAAAAGCCGAUCAAAAUCCUUGAAUGGGGAUUAAUUUUUCGUGCCCCUUCGCUUUGUACAAUGAUUUAGAGCAUGGGUUUGAAUCAGUCAUCGCAGAAUCCAUUACUUUGAAGGAUGAUAACAGAGCUCAGCUCCAAUCCAUUGGUUCUAAGGGCCGAGACUGGGAGCCUACCAUUUCGCAAUCAAAAGAUUCUCAGAAUAUGACAGUGGAAGGACAUGUUUGCUCUAAAACGACUGAAACUGAAACGGAGGUCUCAAUUGAAGCUUCUUCAAUUGAAGGGAAGGAUUUAAUCGCCACAUGGGCCGAUAUUACUAGAAUGGAGAUGGACAAUCAAUCUCCAAGGUCUGCUAGCACGGCUGAGAAAACCACAGGGUUGCCUGUACUGGAUCUCAGCAGUCCAAAACACGAAGCUGCGUUAAAGUUGCAGAAAGUAUAUAAAAGCUUUCGAACAAGAAGAAAGCUAGCAGAUUGUGCUGUUCUCAUUGAGCAGAGCUGGUGGAAGCUGUUAGAUUUUGCCGAACUCAAGCGAAGUUCUAUAUCAUUCUUCGACAUCGAGAAACACGAGACUGCCAUUUCCCGUUGGUCAAGAGCAAGAACCAGAGUGGCCAAGGUUGGAAAAGGUUUAUCAAAGAAUAACAGAGCCCAAAAACUGGCUCUACAACAUUGGCUUGAGGCAAUCGACCCACGACAUCGUUAUGGACACAAUCUCCACUUCUACUAUGAUAAAUGGCUCCACUGUCAAAGCAAAGAACCUUUUUUCUACUGGCUGGAUAUUGGAGAAGGUAAGGAAGUUAAUCUUGUUGACAAAUGUCCUAGAUCAAAACUCUUACAGCAAUGCAUCAGGUAUCUUGGUCCGAAGGAAAGGAAGGCUUAUGAAGUUGAAGUGGUGGAUGGAAGGCUCCUGUACAAACAAUCAGGGGUUCUCCUUAACACGGUAGAAGAACCCAAAGGUGCUAAAUGGAUCUUUGUCCUCAGUACAUCAAUGACCUUAUAUAUUGGCCAAAAGAAAAAGGGCACAUUCCAGCAUUCUAGCUUCUUGGCCGGGGGAGCCACAUCUGCAGCCGGGAGAAUAGUUGUUGAAAAAGGCAUUCUGAAGGCAAUAUGGCCUCACAGCGGCCACUACCGGCCAACACCAGAGAACUUUCAGGAUUUCAUCUCUUUCCUCAGGGUUAACAAUGUGGAACUCACUGAUGUUAAGAUGGAUCCAGUGGAUGAUGAAGAAGAAUCCGUAAGCAAAAAGAGCAGCGUUUUCCUAAGAUGCAUCUCAUCUGAAGAGGACGUGGCAAGAAAGAAUGAAGCCAAGAAGGAACAGAUGGAUGCAGAGAAUAAUAAGGAUUCAGAGGAAAGCAAUUCAACCGAAGAGGAGGAGGAUGCUGCUGCUGCUGCUGCUGCAUCAUCAGAACCUCUGCAACCAAGCCCAUCUAGCCGUCAUCGCAGGAAUUUGACUAAUCUGUCAAUACCAGAUCGGGAUGAAUUGGUGGAGAGAUUAAAGUUUGAGGAUCAGUCUUUUGAUCCAAGUGCCGUUAUCUUGGAAGCAGAAGAAUCAUCCGCUGGUGCCGAACAAUAUCAGAUGGUUACUGAGGAAAACUUGUCGGAAGAAGACAAGGAAAAUAAUGAAGAGGAGAGUGUUCCCAAAGAAUCAAUUCUGAAGCGGAUUAAUUCCCACAAACGAAUGAAUUCGUUCCAAUUGGGAAAGCAACUUUCUUGCAAGUGGACCACUGGUGCCGGGCCUAGAAUAGGCUGUGUGAGGGACUACCCCUCCAAGCUCCAGUUCGAUGCUUUAGAGCAAGUGAACCUGUCUCCAAGAAGCGCUAGAGCUAGCCCUAGCCGGUUCAGAUCCUCCUCCUCCUCCUCCUCUCAAGCAUCUACACCGAACAGUUUUAUUAGUGCAGAAAUCCACGCGACAAAGACAAGUUUUUGUGGAGAAUUGUCGCGAAUCAGGCUGUACACCCCACAAUCCUCUCCUUUACGUAAAGCAACCUCCGGAACAGGAGGAGUUCUUAAACGACUGACACAAGAGAUAGGGUAAAUUCUUUGAUCGAUUCAUUCUUUUGUUGUGCGCAUAGUGUAGGAGGAGAUGAGAUGAUGAUGACGACUUAAUUUCUUUGCUGUUCCCCAUCUUGUCUUGUAUACAUUUUUUCAUUCGUCUCUGUCAGUCAGUCAGUCAGUCAGUCAAAGAUGACCAAAAUUGUACAAUUUUUUUUUUUUUUCUUGCGGUUCCAAUUCCACCGCCCCGCCCCGCCCCCAGCGGUUCAAUUCAAUUGAAAAAGAUUACUCUUUUUUCUCAUGAAAUUAUGUGUUUGAUUUUCAACUUUUCGUGUACUUUGCUUCCAACUGU
This is a messenger RNA of Diospyros lotus (date-plum), 2459 nucleotides long. Its product is annotated as IQ domain-containing protein IQM2-like. The record is from RefSeq and is a predicted model, not a curated record. The transcript has 9 exons. NCBI's taxonomy places the organism in Eukaryota, Viridiplantae, Streptophyta, Magnoliopsida, Ericales, Ebenaceae. The coding region runs from base 144 to 2150 and encodes 668 amino acids.